This is a messenger RNA of Salmo salar (Atlantic salmon), 1979 nucleotides long. It is a transcript of the gene ftr66, whose product is annotated as finTRIM family, member 66. The record is from RefSeq and is a predicted model, not a curated record. NCBI's taxonomy places the organism in Eukaryota, Metazoa, Chordata, Actinopteri, Salmoniformes, Salmonidae. Gene Ontology annotation, molecular function: zinc ion binding; protein binding.
GAGAAGCUUAUACAAUCUCCCCCUGUCUCUGUGGUAGAGAAUGGCACAAACAGGUCCUCGGGAUAGAGAGCAAUUGUGCUGCUCAAUUUGUCUGGAGAUACUGAAGGAGCCAGUAGCUCUCCCCUGUGGACACCGCUACUGUAUGGGUUGUAUCAGGGCCUGCUGGGGUGAAGACGACGACUCUUACAUCUUCAGCUGUCCUCGGUGCAGACAGACCUUCACUCCAAGACCAAUUCUGAAGAGAAACACCAUUUUGGCUGAGAUGGUGGAGAAACUGAAUACAGGGGGACUCCAAGCUGCACCCUCUGGUCAACGCUGCCGGUAUGCUGAAGCUGGAGAUGUGGCGUGUGAUAUCUGCCUCGGUGGUCAGAUCAAAGCCACCAGAUCCUGCUUGGUGUGUCUGGCCUCUUACUGUGCAGCUCACCUCCACACUCACAACGAAUCUCCUGCCCUUAAGAAGCAUACCCUGGUUGAAGCCACCAUGCCACUGCAGGGGCGGAUCUGCUCUCAUCACGAUAGACUACUGGAGAUCUACUGUCGUACUGAUCAGCAGUGUGUCUGUCUGCUGUGUGUGAUGGAUGAACACAGGAGCCAUGCUACCGUCUCAGCUGCAGCAGAAAGCACCAAGAAACGAAGACAGCUGGGGAAGAUGAGGAAGCAAUCCAAACUGAGAAUGCAAGCCAAAGAAAAGGAACUGCUGGAUCUGAGACAGGCUCUGCAAUCACUAAAGCACUCUGCACAGACAGCAGUGGAGGACAGCCAGAAGAUCUUUACUGAGCUGAUCUGCUCCGUAGAGAGAAGGUGCUGUGAGGUGAGAGAGCUGAUCAGAGCCCAGGAGAAGACUGCAGUGAGCCAGACUGAAGGGCUCAUACUGAGACUGGAGCAGGAGGUGGCUGAGCUGAGGAAGAAAGACUGUGAGCUGGAGCAGCUUUCACACACAGAGGAUCAUAUCUAUUUUCUACAGAACUGCCAGUCAAUCUCUAAAUCGACUGAACUCACAGACACACCCAGAAUCACAGUGGUUCCUCUGGUGGAUUUUGGUCAAGUUCGAGCCUCGGUAUCAGCACUCCAGAAGAGAUUGGAGGACCUGUUCAAAGGGGAAUGGCCCAAAAUAUCCAGGGCAGCGGGCACAGUGAAACUCCUGCAGUGUCCAGAGCCCCGGAUCAGACCAGAGUUCUUAUACUAUUCCUGUCAGCUCACACUGGACCCCCGGACAGCCCACAGGGACCUGAGUGUGUCUGAGGAGAACAAGGUGGUGACAGUGAGGGCCAGGGACCACUCCUGCCUGGAGCACCCAGAGAGGUUUGAUCACUGGAGCCAGGUGCUUUGUACUGAGGCCCUGUCAGGGCGCUGCUACUGGGAAGCCGAGUGGAGCGGGAGUGGCAUCAACAUGGCUGUGGCGUAUAAAGAGAUGACCAGGAGAGGAGAGGGCAAUGACUCCCACUUUGGACGCAAUGACAAGUCCUGGAGUUUGUUCUGUUCCAGAAAAGGUUGUACCAUCUGGCACAAUAACAUGGCCACUAGAAUACCCACUUCAACCUCCUCUAGGAUAGGAGUAUACCUGGAUCACAGGGCAGGAAGUCUGUGUUUCUACAGCGUCUCUGACACAAUGACCCUGCUCCAUAGAGUCCAAACCACAUUCACUCAGCCCCUCUAUCUUGGCUUUGAGUUUAUGUGUUUCGGAGUCUUCGUUAAAUUGUGCCAGAUGGAAUGAAAGCGAAAUAACAGCUGAGAGAAAGGCAGUAGCAUGUGUGAAAAUUUGUUUCAUGGUGAAGUUAAUAAUUGAUAGUCUCAGAUAUGUUGCUCACCCCGGUUUGUAUUUGUUUAUUACUGAAGAGUUAAAGUAUAGUUUAGUAGUUUAGUUACUGUAGAGUUUAUAUAAUUUGUAUUUUGCUGGCAAAACAAAGUACAAUAAUUUCAAUGCAAAUUUUGCAAAUACCUUCUUGUGAAGUGAAAUUAAAAGAAAAGUCUAUCCUGUU